Messenger RNA from Lactuca virosa, 585 nucleotides. The record is from the annotation of a GenBank genome assembly. NCBI's taxonomy places the organism in Eukaryota, Viridiplantae, Streptophyta, Magnoliopsida, Asterales, Asteraceae.
AUGUCAGAAUCUGAUCUCUCUUUUCUUGAUUCAAUCCAACACCACCUUCUCUACGAUUCCCAGAUCUCCAAUCUUUUUCCGGAGACGAGCAGUGGAUCAUCUGGCAGCAGUGCAACACUAGGGGACGUGGUGGCUUCCGGUGGGUUCGACCUGCCGGUGGUGAAGCUCGAGACAUCAGAAGAAAAUCAAGAAAUGGAAAAGCAAGAAGUUGAGGCGGGACGUGAAACUCACGCGCCUCAGGAGUUCAGGAAGUUUCGGGGUGUGAGGCGGCGGCCAUGGGGGAAGUAUGCAGCGGAGAUAAGAGACCCGGCGAAGCGUGGGGCGAGGGUGUGGCUUGGGACUUAUGAAACUCCGGAGGAUGCAGCGGUGGCUUAUGAUCAAGCAGCUUAUAAGAUUCGUGGGUCUCGCGCUUUGUUGAACUUCCCGCACCUGAUUGGAACAAACAUGGCAGAGCCAGUGAGGGUAACUCAACGUCGGAAGUCAGUGAUGGAGGCUGGGUCGCCACCAUCAUCUUCGUCGGAAGACGGAGGCAUAAAGAGACCAAGGAAAAGUGGUACAGUGGAUGAUUACUAUCUGCCAUACUAA